Messenger RNA from Sporisorium graminicola, 3240 nucleotides. RefSeq lists its product as uncharacterized. Gene Ontology annotation, biological process: ribosomal large subunit export from nucleus; ribosomal small subunit export from nucleus; protein export from nucleus. The coding region runs from base 1 to 3240 and encodes 1079 amino acids. Gene Ontology annotation, cellular component: cytoplasm; nucleus. Lineage: Eukaryota; Fungi; Basidiomycota; Ustilaginomycetes; Ustilaginales; Ustilaginaceae. Gene Ontology annotation, molecular function: small GTPase binding; nuclear export signal receptor activity. The record is from RefSeq and is a predicted model, not a curated record. The transcript has a single exon.
AUGGAGGGCAUCCUGGAUUUUGACAAAGACCUCGACAUUGGUCUUCUGGACCGUGUCGUCGCCGCCAUGUACACCGGCGCCGGUCAGGAUCAGAGGAUGGCCCAGCAGACCCUCGCCCAGUUCCAGGAGCAUCCCGAUGCCUGGCAGCGCGUCCCCGCCAUUCUUCAGCAGAGCUCGUCGCCACAGACCAAAUACAUCUCGCUCCAGAUCCUCGACAAGCUCAUCUCGACACGGUGGAAAGUGCUCCCCGAGGACCAGCAGCAGGGCAUCCGCAACUUCAUUGUCGAGAUGAUCAUUCAGCACUCGUCUGAUGAAGCCAGCCUCAAGCGCGAAAAGACCUACCUCGGCAAGCUCAACACCACGCUCAUUCAGAUCCUCAAGCAGGAGUGGCCGCACAACUGGCCCUCGUUCAUCCCUGAAAUCGUCUCCUCCUCCAAGGGCUCGCUCUCCAUCUGUGAAAACAACAUGGCCAUCCUCCGCCUACUCUCUGAAGAGAUCUUUGACUACUCGGCCGAGCAGAUGACCACCUCCAAGACCAAAUCGCUAAAGAACCAGAUGUGCGGCGAGUUUGGUGAGGUUUUCCAGCUCUGCUCCGAGGUGCUCGAAAAGGCGCAAAAGCCCAGCCUCAUCAAGGCCACCCUCGGCACCAUGCUCCGCUUCCUCAACUGGAUCCCCCUCGGCUACAUCUUCGAGACCAACGUCAUCGACAACCUCAUCGGCCGCUUCCUCGAGGUGCCCGAAUUCCGCAACGUCACCCUCAAGUGUCUCUCCGAGAUUGCCAAUCUGAACGUCGGCGCAGAGUACGACCCCAAGUUUGUCGUCCUCUUCAAUAUGGUCAUGACCUCGGUCAACCGCAUGAUCCCUCCCGCCACCAACAUCGCCGCCGCCUACGAGACCAGCUCCGACUCGGAGCAGGAACUCGUGCUCAAUCUCGCGCUCUUCCUCUCUAACUUCCUCACCACCCACCUCAAGCUCGUAGAGAACCCGGACAACAACGACGUCCUCCUCAACGCACACAUGUACCUCAUCAAGGUCUCCCAAGUGCCCGAACGAGAGGUCUUCAAGAUCUGCCUCGAGUACUGGUCCAAGCUCGUCAGCGAGCUCUACGAGGAGCAGCAGUCUCAGCCCAUCGCCGACAUGAACCCGCUCCUCGGCCUCAACUUGGGCAACGGCGUCAGCAAUUCCAACUCGGCCAAUCUGCGCAAAAACAUCUACACCGACAUCCUCUCCAAUUUGAGGCUCGUCAUGAUCGAGCGCAUGGUCAAGCCCGAGGAGGUGCUCAUCGUCGAAAACGACGAGGGCGAGAUCGUCCGCGAGUUUAUGAAGGAGAGCGACACCAUCGUGCUCUACAAGAGCAUGCGCGAGGUGCUCGUCUACCUCACCCAUCUCGACGUGCUCGAUACCGAAAACAUCAUGACCGAAAAGCUCGCCAAGCAGGUCGACGGCUCCGAAUGGUCGUGGGCCAACCUCAACACCCUCUGCUGGGCCAUCGGCUCCAUCUCGGGCGCCAUGAACGAGGAGACCGAGAAGCGCUUCCUCGUCACCGUCAUCAAGGAUCUGCUCGGGCUUUGCGAGAUGAAGCGAGGCAAGGACAACAAGGCCGUCGUCGCUUCCAACAUCAUGUACAUCGUCGGCCAAUAUCCGCGAUUCCUCAAAGCGCACUGGAAGUUCCUCAAGACCGUGGUCAACAAGAACUUUGAGUUCAUGCACGAGAGCCACGAGGGUGUUCAGGACAUGGCGUGCGACACGUACAUCAAGAUUGCGCAGAAGUGUCGUCGCCACUUUGUCAUCCAACAGGCGGGCGAGCAGGAACCUUUCAUCGAUGAGAUCCUCCGCAACUUGCACCGCAUCACGCUUGACCUCUCGCCCUUGCAAGUGCACACGUUCUACGAGGCCGUAGGCUACAUGAUCGCAGCGCAGCCGAAUCGUCCCACGCAGGAGCGUCUCAUCGCCAAGCUCAUGGAGCUGCCCAACAGCGCUUGGGACAGCCUCAUGCAGCAGGCGCACAACAACGUCGACGUGCUCGGCAGCCCCGAAAACAUCAAGAUCUUGUCCAACGUGCUCAAGACCAACGUCUCGGCCUGCUACUCGAUCGGCACCUUCUUCCUGCCACAGAUUGGCCGCAUCUACCUCGACAUGCUCGCGCUCUACCGCAGCGUCAGCGGCCUCAUCAGCGCCAAGGUCGAGGCCGAAGGUCUCAUCGCCACCAAGACGCCCAUGGUGCGUGGCCUGCGUACCAUCAAAAAGGAGAUUCUGCGUCUGGUCGAGACGUAUGUCAAGCGCGCCGAAGACCUCGAAUCGGUCAACAGCAACCUCAUCCCCUCGUUGCUCGACGCUAUCCUCGGCGACUACAAUCGCAACGUGCCCGCCGCGAGGGACGCCGAAGUGCUCAACGUCAUGGCCACCAUCACCUCACGUCUGCAGGGACUGUUGCUGGACAAAAUUGUACCUGUACUCGAUGCCGUGUUUGAGCCUACGCUCAACAUGAUCAACCAAGACUUUGCAGAGUUUCCCGAGCACCGCGUCGGCUUCUUCAAGCUGCUGCGCGCCAUCAACCUGUACUGCUUCCCUGCGCUGCUCGAGCUCCCCCCACCCAAGUUCAAGCUGACCAUGGACAGCAUCAUCUGGGCGAUCAAGCACACGAUGCGCGACAUUGCCGAUACAGGUCUCAACAUCUGCCUCGAGCUGCUCAACAACAUCUCGGGCUCGCCGCUCGAGGUGGCCAACGGCUUCUACCAGCAGUACUUGCUCAACAUCAUCCAGGACAUCUUUUUCGUGCUGACCGACUCAGACCACAAGAGCGGCUUCAAGACGCAGUGUGUGCUGCUGGCACGCAUCUUUGAGCUCAUCGAGACGGACCGCGUCACCGCCCCGCUGUGGGACGCUGCGACGCAGCAAGACCCCAACAUGAACAACCGGCUGUUCAUCCGACAGUACACGUCGAACCUGCUGCGCAACGCAUUCCCGCACAUGCAGGCGCAGUACGUCGAGCACUUUGUCAACGGCCUCUGCAUGCACUCGAGCGAUCUCAUCGCGUACAAGCUGCAUCUGCGUGACUUCCUGAUUACGUCGCGCGAGAUGUUCGGCGGCCAGACGGGCGCUUCGGACAACGCGGACUUGUUUAUCGAGGACAAGGAGGCCGAGGCGCAGCGCAAGGCGGCGGAAGAGCGCGAGAAGGCGGCCACCGUGCCGGGUAUGCUCAAGCCUUCGCAGAUCAAAGAGGAGGACGAGGAGUUGUGA